This is a messenger RNA of Mercenaria mercenaria, 5660 nucleotides long. RefSeq lists its product as uncharacterized. The coding region runs from base 231 to 5660 and encodes 1809 amino acids. The transcript is spliced from 7 exons. The record is from RefSeq and is a predicted model, not a curated record. NCBI's taxonomy places the organism in Eukaryota, Metazoa, Mollusca, Bivalvia, Venerida, Veneridae.
GUAAUCGUGACAACACUUGAUGUCGCAAUAAAAGGUGUGCCAUAUAAACUGCGCAUUUCAUUUUGGUUAGGAAAUGUACCGAGUCUUAAAUGUGUUGUUGUGGUCCGGAAAAAGAAAUAGUGAAUGUUAAAUUUAGAUUAUGUUACUAAGAAGGUUUUAAUAUUGCCAUGUGUGUAGGACGUACAAGAUAAAGUGUACAUGUGUUUGGGUGAAGUUCUCAGAAACUGACAAUGUCCAGUCCUAGUAAAAUAAAAAGUAAGCCGUAUAGAAACUGGGUGAGAGGAGCCCUUGGUUUGUUCUAUCUACAAGAAGGUCUCUACCCUUUCACUGACCGUGUUGUUAAAGCAGAACAAGCAAGAAUCGUUCAAAAUCUGCCGCCAUGCACGAAUUGUGCUAUAGAAAACAUUCUCCCAGAUCAUGCUAGUAGGAAAGACUGUUUUCAGAGGAAUAAAACUAAAUGUAACUGUAGAAAGAAGAAAACAAACAAGAACUGUGCCACAUGUAGCAAGAUCUAUGAUGAAAUAGUUCUAAAACACCGUUUUAGGGAGCCGCAUUGGGUGACCGAUUGUUCUACAUGGUACAAUAACCAUUGGCAGUUUGCAAAAUGUUUCUUGACAACCUCAACCAAAGGAUCAAACAAUACUGCUGCCGAAACUGAUGCUUCUGGGUUACUCAGCAUUAUUAUAAAUGGCGAGUUCUUUCAGUCAGAACUUCAGUGCAUUAUUGAUCCACCACAUGAUAUAUUUAGUCAGGUAAGAGAGAUGCGAAACGAAAUUCUCCACAACUCUACACUAGAUUUGACAGAUCAUGACGUGACAAGAUAUCUAGAAUCUAUGGUAUCAGUAUUAGAAGACAAGACAACAUUAAGCAAUGAUCCAGCGGCUCAAGCAGCAGUAAAAAAGUUAAAAGAGAUUCUUCAGGACGACGUAAUCGUAGCCUCAGCUGAAGAAGCCAAAGCAAUCCAAUUUGCAAUAGAUGCUAUCACAGUGGCUAAAGAACAGGCUGAAGAGAGUAUAAGCAAACUAGAAAAAGAUAGUCUUACAAAAAUAAAUGCUGCAAAGAAAAGAGCAGUAGAAGAGGUGGCAACUACAGUGUCCGGAGAGAUUGAGGAAAAAUAUGAACCAGCAAUAAAAAAACCUAAACUAGGAAAUGGAGACCAUGAAAAUAGAUUAAAAGCAGUUGAAGCGGAACAACAAAAUUUAAAAACAAAACAGCUUGAAUUGGAACAAAAUGUUGCCAAUCUGAAAAUUCUUAAGGAAAAGAAGGAAUAUCUGAAGCAAACAGAAGGUCUGAAACAACACAUUGUGCAUGAAUAUCAGAAACAUUACGUUAAGACAUGGAUUUGUCCGCUUUUGACGCAAAAAAAUGACGUCAACAUCAGUGAAGUUUAUGUAUCGCCAAGAAUGGUGGUCGAAGGAAAAAGAGAUUGCAAGAUCGGAAACACAACUGAAAAGGAAAAAGGCAAGGCAACAAACAACAGGCCUAUAGAAAGAUAUCGCGAUUUAUUUUACACAGAUGAUAAAAGAAAUAAGAGAAUUUUUGUUGUAGGAGACGUAGGAACUGGAAAAAGCUCAUUUUGCAAAAUGAUGAUUCAGAACUGGUGCAGCUCCAUGACAAAAAGAAAAAAGAUUGAUGAACCAGGCAUCAUUAACGAAGACGACGUUGUUCAAGGAGUAGAAUGUAAUACGAGCAAUAUGAAUCAGUUUGAUUUCUUAUUCUAUAUACCUUUACCUGAAAUGCCGAAGGACAUCUAUGACACUGUCGAUAUGAUAAAAAGUCAGUACAACAAUUAUAGGACUGUAGUUGACGACAUAUUUACAAACGAUUCGGAGCGUAUUCUCAUUCUAGCAGACGGCUUGGACGAAUGGACACCAUUUAAAUCAAGCAGACGUUUACUUCUUCACGGGAUACCGACAUCUAGUUUAGCAGGUGAUUCUACAAUACUUAUAACAUCUCGGCCAUCAUCUCACGGUAUCUUAAAUCUGAAAUCAUCGGAAUACGAUUUGAAAGUAGCUCUCUUGGGUUUGGAGGGUAGCUCUGUCCAACCUAUGAUAGAAAAAUACAUGAAGUUGAUAAAUAAAAAGUCAGAUGUCGCAGCCUUUAAUCACACACUUUCAAAUUUACCAUUUGAAGAUAUAUGGAAAGCCCCGAUGUUGCUGCAGCAGAUUAUCUGGCUAUACUGCAACAAUCAUAAUAUAGGUCAAUCAAGAAGUUCUGUUUACUUACACAUUGUCAAUGCUGUACUUGGGUGGGAACAUGAAAGGUCGGGAGUUUAUCCGACGCUUCAAAGUAACCAUUUUGAGAAUCUUCCACUUCCAAAUUCUUUUGAUAAGUACUCCAGAUGUCAAGAAAAUCGAGAGCUGUUACUUCUCAUAGGCAAAAUCGCUAACGAUGCAUUAAUACAAAAAGCAGACAGUGUUUCAUCUCUUGUGUUUGGUCGGAACAAGCUGAAACAGUUGGGUUUAUCAGCAGAUGAUAUUUCUACAGUUAUGCGGACUGGUAUUCUAACUGAAAUCAACUGUGCCGAUCCGACAUAUGAGAAGUCACAACUUUCAUUUAUUCAUACAUCUUACGUGGAGUUUUUUGCUGCUUUAUACAUUUGUAGCUGUUACCUUUCGAAAACUUCUAAUGCUCAUUUCUCGGGUACACCUCUCACUAUACUCGAGGAUCUCAUUGCAGUUACUCCAGAAACAUCUGUUGACGAAAUACUGCGAUUAGAAAAUGUACUUAUUAUGAUGUGUGGACUAGUUCAAGGCCUUACAGAGCAUGUCUGUGAAUUGUUAUAUAAAGUAACACAAAGUGACAAUUCUGAAGAAAUAGCAUUCGUGAUACAGGAUUUAAUUUUUGAUUGUUUAUCAGAACAUAAUUCCGUUGAUCACAAAAACGCCGUUAAAUUUAAACUGCGUCAUUUAUUCUUUGAUGAGCGUUUUCUUCAUAAUACGUCAAGGUUGAUGAAAUUGUGCUUAAGUGGUUUAGUUCUUAAUAGUAUAGAAAUGUGUGAAUUGUCCCACCUUGAGUUUUCACAUAAACAAUUUUUGUCAUUGUUAUUAUCCUUGCCACAAGCAAUAUCAUUACGGACGCUUGAAUUACGCUUCAUCAAAUGUACAGAGAACGAAUGUGAGGGUCAUGCUUUUGAUUUCACUCAUCAUAAAGAGUUGAAGGAUAUAAAGGUACUUUAUAGUAGAAUAUCAGUCUCAGGAAUAAACACUAGUUCCCUUCAAUCCUGUGAAAUCUCAGACUGUGAGUUGUCACACGAGCAAUGUUCGUUGUUAUUAUCAUGCUUGGGACAAGCUCUAUCAUUAAGGACUCUUAAAAUAGAACAAAUCAAAUGUACUAAGGACAAAUGUGAGGGGCAUGCUAUUGAUCUGACUAAUCAUAAAGAAUUGCACACUAUAGAGUUAUCAAGAAUUAAAAUAUCAGUUUCCGGUAUAAAUCCUACUUGUCUUCAAUCCUUUAAAAUCUCAGACUGUGAAUUGUCACACGGGGAAUGUUCGUUGUUAUCAUUAUGCUUGGCACAAUCAGUAUCAUUGCAAACUCUUGAAAUAAAAGACAUCAAUUGUACUAAAGGCAAAUGUGAGGGGCAUUCUAUUGAUCUGACUAAUCAUAAAGAAUUGCAGAGUAUAACGUUAUCAAAAAGUAAGAUAUCAGUUUCCGGUAUAAAUCAUACUUGUCUUCAAUCCUGUAAAAUCUCAGACUGUGGGUUGUCACACGAACAAUGCUCGUUGUUAUCAUCAUGCUUGUCACAAGCAGUAUCAUUACAGAAUCUCAAAAUACGGCACAUCAGAUGUACUAAUUGUGACUGUGAAAGUCAUAUUAUUGAUUUAACUAACAAGAGAGAAUUACAGACGAUAGCGUUUGAUUGUAAAACAAUAUUAGUUUCCGGUAUAAAUUUUACUAUGAUGAGGUCAUGUAAUGUUACUUGUUUUAACAAUCGAUCACACGAGCAGUGCGCGUCAUUUUGCUCAUCCUUAUCAAACGCAGACUCUUUACGCGACCUAAAAUUAAUUGGACUCAGAUGUGUUGAAGAUAGUUGUGAAGGUCAUUAUCUUGAUCUAAGGAAUCACAAACAGCUAAAAAAUGUACAUGCAUCACUCUCUAACACGAUGACUAUCACCGCUAUAAAUUCCACUUGUCUCGAGCAGUGUUACAUCAACGGUUUCAAUUUAUUACACGAUCAAUGCGCGUCGUUAUGCUCAUCUCUAUCUCACGCAGAGUCGUUAUUUAGCCUUAGAAUACAUAAGGUCAAUUGCAUUGAGAAUACAUGUGAAGGUCAUAGUGUUGAUAUUAAAAACCAUAAACGCCUGCAGUAUUUAUCUAUAUCAAACUGUAACACGAUAUCUAUCACCGGUAUAAAUCCUACCUGUCAUGAAAGGUAUAACAUCAGUGACUGUGAUCUAUCACACGAGCACUGCACAUCAUUAUGCACAUCCCUAUCACAAGCAGAGUCUUUACGUGAUAUUACAUUAAGUCAGAUAAAAUGUAUUGAGGACUCAUGUGAAGGUCAUUAUAUUGAUCUUACGAAUCACAAACAGCUAGAUCGUUUAUCUAUAACGCACUGCAACACGAUAUCUAUCAUAGGUAUAAAACCUACCUGUCCUGGGAGUUGCCACAUCAGUAAGUGUAAUCUAUCUCACGAACAAUGUGCGUCAUUAUGUACAUCCCUAUCACAAGCAGAGUCUUUACGUGAUAUUGAAUUAAAACAGAUCAAAUGCAUUGAGGAAGCAUGUAAAUGUCAUGAUAUCGAUCUUGCAAAUCACAAACAGCUAAAGCGAGUAUCUAUAUCAUACUGUAACACGAUAUCUAUCACCGGUAUAAACCCUACCUGUCCCGUGAAGUUUGACAUCAGUAAUUGUAAUCUUUCGCACGAACAAUACACGUCAUUAUGCUCAUUCCUUUCAGAAACAGAGUCUUUAAGUGCUAUUACAUUAAGUCAGAUCAAAUGUAUUGAGGAUGCAUGUGAAGGUCAUUUUGUUGACCUUACGAAUCACAGACAGCUAAAGAUAUUAUUUAUAUCAGACUGUAACAAGAUAUCUAUCAACGGUAUAAACCCUACUUGUGCUGAGAGGUGUGAUAUACGUAACUGUAAUCUAUCGCACGAGCAAUGCGCAUCAUUAUGCACGUUCUUGGCACAAGCAGAGUCUUUACGAGAUAUUACAUUAAGUAAGAUCAAAUGCAUUAGGGAUGCAUGUGAAGGUCAUGAUAUUGAUCUUUCGAAUCACAAACAGCUAGAGCGUUUAUCUAUAUCAAGCUGUUACAUGAAAUCUAGCACCGGCAUAAAUCCUGCUUGUCUCAAAAAUUGUGAAAUCAGUGAUAAGAAUCUAUCACACGAGCAGUGCAAGUCAUUAUGCACAUCACUAUCACAAGCAGAGUCUUUAUAUGCCAUUACAUUGAGAGGGAUCAAAUGCAUUGAGGAUGCAUGUGGAGGUCAUUAUAUUGAUCUUACGAACCACAAACAGUUAGAGAGUUUAUCUAUAUCAGACUUCAUGUUUAAACCAGCGGGCAGCUGUGCGUUGUACGGCCUCCAGAUGAGAGUUUCAGUGUAUGGGGCCCAGACUGAGGAGCAGUACUCCAUUCGAGGUCUUACAAGUGUCCUGUAUGCUGUUGACUUUAGCCAGUCUGAGUGCACUUUGAUGUUUCGUCUUAAGAAAUCUAGUGUUUGA